AUGGCGUCUCCCGAGGAUGAAAAUCCAUUCCACGAUGACCCCGGGCAGGAGGACGAAGACGGUUCCAUCCUCUCGCCCCGGGGGCUUGAGGCCUUUAGCCGCAAGGUGACGACGACGGCGAGCCACUUGAUGGGCCCGGUGGUAGACCCUUCGUCCAGCGCCCAUUACCAGAGCGCGAUGACAGAGGUCCAGAAGCACCUGCGCCGCCCGAACCUCCAGCGCAGUAUGUUCUCGAUGGCCCGGACUACUCCUUCGGACUUGGUCCGCUCCAAAUUGUCCACCCGCGAGAUCCAACAUCGCGCCCUCGCACACGUUCCAGAUGACAUGCUUGCAAACAUACCCGACGACGACAACAACACCUACUCGCUCUUCCAGGGCUUUCAGGCCAGCUUUCCCGAGCUCACCGAUGAGGGCAAGAAACACCGGCGCCGUGUGUCGCGCGGACGCAAGCUGCUGGAGGAGGGGCCCACGACGCCCGAGAAUGGCUCGACGGGUCUUCAAAAGCUGCGCAAGGAAAGGGCAUCCAUGUCGCACGAGCUGGAAAUGCUCGGUAUACGAAAGAACAUGGCAAGCAGUGAAAUCCGCGAGAUCGACAACAAAAUUGCCAACUUGCAUGGUAUGCGGAGAAUUAUACUGGAACGCCUUGCGGCUCUCGAGCAGGAAGAGACGCUAUUGGAGCAUGACUUAAUGGAGGUUGAGGCUCGAGUCGAGGAUGCUCAGAUGCUUGCCGACGAAGCAGAGUCAAUAGCACAGCAAACCCCUACCAGAGAUACUGAUGCGGAAGCUGGAGACAACGAUGGCUUCAUGUCACAGUCGAUCUACGAAAAAAUACCAUCCGCAGCAAGCACUCCGUCAAAGUCCAGGAAAACAAGGAUCGUGCGCCGGAAAUCGAUGGCCGUUUUACACGAGCAUUUCGAGCCUGGAACCUCUAUCCGAGAGCUCCGGGCCCAUCAGGACUGCAUUACAGCCAUGGAUUUUGAUGCUCCAUUUGGCACUCUGGUGUCGGCAGCGAUGGACGACUCUGUAAAGGUUUGGGAUCUGAACGCCGGGCGCUGUAUUGGUUCACUCGAGGGGCACACUGCCUCGGUGAGAGCACUGCAGGUCGAAGACAACAUUCUGGCAACAGGAUCGCGUGAUGCUACAGUGCGUCUGUGGGAUCUUAGCAAGGCACACUACGAUCCCCAUGGUAGUCACUACAAUGGGGGCGACGAUGACGACGAUGCAAUGGCUUUUGAGAACCCUGACGACCAGCCCGUUGAUCCUCCUGCCGGUAGCAUGGCCGACUGCCCAUUGUUUACGCUGUCAUCUCAUAUGGACGAGGUUACGGCGCUGCACUUCAAAGGCGAUACGCUAGUUUCCGGUUCAUCGGACAAGACGAUACGGCAGUGGGAUCUGGUGAAGGGCAGGUGCGUGCAGACGCUCGAUGUGAUGUGGGCUGCCGCUCAAGCCUCGGUCAGCCUCGGCACCGGCGACGGGGCCUGGAGACAAACGACAAGGUCCCAGGCGGAGGAUGCAGACUUUGUCGGCGCCGUACAGGUUUUCGACGCGGCUCUGGCAUGCGGAACCGCCGACGGCAUGGUCAGGCUUUGGGAUUUGCGCAGUGGACAGGUACACCGGAACCUUGUCGGUCAUACCGGUCCUGUAACGGCCCUUCAGUUCGACAACGUGCACUUGGUAACUGGCUCCCACGACAGAAGCAUCAGGAUAUGGGACCUGCGGACGGGAUCGAUAUUCGACGCCUUUGCGUACGAGCACCCUGUCACCAGCAUGAUGUUUGAUGCGCGCAGGAUUGUGAGCGCGGCAGGCGAGGACGUGGUCAAGGUGUACGACAAGGUCGAGAGUCGGCAGUGGGACUGUGGGGCGGGUAUCAAGGCUGCCGAAGAGAUGAAGAACCCGCCUGCCAUUGUCGAGCGUGUAAGGAUAAGGGACGGCUACAUGGUUGAGGGUCGUCGCGACGGUAUUGUGGGCAUUUGGACUUGUUGA
Pyricularia pennisetigena is the source of this 1983-nucleotide messenger RNA. RefSeq lists its product as uncharacterized. Gene Ontology annotation, molecular function: protein binding. The transcript has 4 exons. Bases 1 to 1983 code for a protein of 660 amino acids. NCBI's taxonomy places the organism in Eukaryota, Fungi, Ascomycota, Sordariomycetes, Magnaporthales, Pyriculariaceae. The record is from RefSeq and is a predicted model, not a curated record.